AGUAGUAAGUACUGACCGAUAGGCGCGUUAGUCAGCGGGUACCCUCCCGAAAUUGACAUUUACUUGCGGCGGGUCGCGCUCGCGGGUACCACCACACGAUGGAUCUCUUCUCGCCGUUGUUUCUCGGGAUUUUCGCGUUUUUUUUCGAAUCUUCGCGGGGCGAAAAGAUCGACUUGUUCCCGGACUUACCCCUCGGGGUUAUCGGGGGCGAGAAUGUGCUCUGCAGGGAACAAAGUCGGAUUUACAUGGAGGCGUUGGGAAACUUGAGCUUGUGGGCCUAUGAAAUGAGAGACGGCACCUCCAAAUCGGUCCAAGGCAUUCUCAGAGGUAGCAUAGCCCAGUUCGGACAUUUCGAGGAGUGUCUCAGUGCUCAAGCUCCAUUUCCCACCCAAUACUGCGUUACGAACUUGGUGGCUGACGUACCUACACCCAGCAACCCUAGGGAUCCGAAGUUGCUCAGUUAUUUCACCAACGAGAGUGUUAUUAGUAAAAUAUAUGACAAAAACGACCCAUCUCAGCAACCGGAAAACGUGGUUCAGCUGGGCUGGUGCGUGCCCGCCUCCUGUAAACCGACCGACCUGGAAAACCACCUGAACCAGUACCUAGCGACCGCCGAAUCGGCGCUACGUAGCAAAAAUAUCAACUAUACAGCUUACGUGCCAGCCGACCAAUGCCAGGUUUCGAUGAACGACAGAAGAUGGGACCAUUUGGACAUAUCGUUCUUGCUAGUGUCUGGUAUCAUCGUCAUGUUGGUGAUCGCCUCGACCAUAUGCGAUUCCACGUGGACCAACGAGGAAAAACUGUUCGGAGGUUCCCCAUUAAGAAACCUCUUGAUCUCCUUCUCCAUUAAGAAAAACUACCCGAAACUGGCGCGUACAGAGGAUUCGAACCCCGCCCUGAGAGUCCUCUACGGGAUGCGGGUCUUUUGCAUCUGCAUGAUCAUCACCGAUCACCGUUUCGGCACCUUCUUGAGCAACGCCAUCUUGAACUUUAACACCGUUGAAGAGCAGUACCGGUCGUUCUUCGGCACGUUGUUCUUCCACGGGGACCUCUUCGUCGACUCCUUUUUCAUCCUGAGCGGACUGCUGGUCACUUACUGUCUCCUGGUGCAGUUCGAGAAGAAGUUCUUGAAUCCCGCCUUCAUAAUUCUCAUGAGAUACAUCAGGAUCACACCGUUGUACGCCUUCGUGAUCUUCUUCUGCUCCACCAUGUUCGAGUACAUCGGACACGGACCCAUGUGGAAAAAGAUCAUUUCUCCAGAGGUGCGGGACUGCCGGAGGAACUGGUGGACCAAUUUACUGUACGUCAGCAACUAUGUUAACCCGGAACAUAUGUGUAUGGUUCACAGCUGGUACCUCUCUUGUGACUUUCAUUACUUCGUAACCGCUCUGUUCCUGUCCAUUUUGCUACAGAGAAUGAAGAAAACUGGCCUCGUAGUGCUCGGGAUAGUCUUCGUCGUCUCCAUCCUGGUUCCGUUUGUUAUAGUCUUUAUUAAUCAGCGGCCAGCGGUGCUCUUUUUCUAUCUGGACUUCAUAAGGAGCCCUAAGAGCCAUCCGGACUUUUUGCUUACUUACAUCAAGUCACAUGCCAGAAGUACUCCGUAUAUUGUGGGUAUGUUUGCUGGAUACAUGUUCUUCAGGUUGAGGCAGCAGAAGGCUAACGUAAGCUGGUUUCUCUCGUACCUGAUCUUCACGGUCUCCAUAACCCUCAUGGUGGUCUCCAUAGUAUCCGGUGCGAUCUUCUACGAUCCCUACUACGAAUAUAACACUCUGGACGCGGCUGCGUACUCCUCCUUGCACCGAACCGUUUGGUCCAUAGGUAGUAUCGGGGUGCUGUACGUGGCGAGCUAUGGAAAAAUCGGAUGGGUGUACGCCUUCUUGUCUUGGAGGCCCUGGAUCCCGUUGAGUAAAUUGGUUUAUGGGGCUUAUCUGGUGCAUUUCCAGAUCCAGCUUAGGGGGGCUGCCAAGAAGGCUUCCGCUGACGUCACUUCUUAUUUUGAUAUCAUUUGUUACGCCAUCUCCGAUAUUGUGCUGUCGUUUGGGUUGGCUUUGGUGCUGUAUUUGGCGGUGGAGGCUCCUAUUAGGAAUGUGUUCUCGCUCCUUUUCUUUCCGCCCAAGGGGGACAAGAAGAAGGAAGCUAUUGCCAAUAAUAACAACAAUAAUAAUGAAGGGGAGACUGUCAGCGAAACUACCUGUGAUAGCCAUUUGUAGGAUGUAGGAAUAAGUUAGGUUAAGGUCUUUGAACAUUGAAAGGAUAGAAUUGCAUUGCCGUGGAGCUAAAUGCCAAAUGCUUAUGUAGAAAUGGCAAAAAAACACAUUUUCGUAGAAUGGCCUUUUAUUCGGUUAAACAAAUAUAUAAAUUAUAACUCAUAACUUAUAAAUACAUAAAUUAAUACGUCUUGCCUUAAUCGAGUCAUGCCAACCUAACAAAAUGUAAUAACUGUCAACACAUGUGACGUUAUAACUAACGGCGCGAAAUUCGAAUUUUAAAAUUAAAUACUACACAUUAUAAUAUCUUUAAUAUCAAUAAGUGUGAUAUAUAGCUCGAAAAUUGCCUUUUUGAAAAUGGGUGUAAACUUGACAACAGAGCAUCGAUGACUAAGUUUGUAAACAAAACACCCUCAAAACAAAGUUGUUGUUUACUAAUUCUAGCCUUUCAAUGGUCUAAUGUUAAGGUACAUUAAAUUAUUGUAUAUAAUAGGAGCUCUCUUGACUUGAAUAUAUGUAGUUGAUUCAAAAAAAUAAUAACAUUAUCUAUGCCUAGACUAGUCAUUAUCUAAUGAUUGCUUCUUAUGUAAAUAUUAGGUGCUUAAAUAAACAAUAUAUAUGGAUAAGAUAAGUAAUUAUCAUGUAUAAUAUAGUUGUAAGGUAUUAUUGUUAAGUUAAUCCUGAUUAAAUAUAUAUUUCUUAAUAUAAAAA
Molecule: messenger RNA, 2918 nt
Organism: Anthonomus grandis grandis
Lineage: Eukaryota; Metazoa; Arthropoda; Insecta; Coleoptera; Curculionidae
Product: nose resistant to fluoxetine protein 6-like
Exons: 9
Coding region: 99-2210 (703 amino acids)
Molecular function (GO): acyltransferase activity, transferring groups other than amino-acyl groups
Source: RefSeq, a predicted model, not a curated record